GCACCCCUGAACCACUAAAUCCGCUGUUUGGUCAAAUUGAUCAAUAGCCUACGGCGGGUGAAUGCGGGGUUCCACUUCAACUACACUACCUAAGACUAUCAGCUUAUCGGACAAAAGUGUUGACUUUCUAAGCUGUAUUAUAUCAACUCUUUUUAUCGUUGCCGCAAACCGCAAAACCACAAACCUUCAAGAGAGGGCACAAUACAUAUACCACCACCGCAUCUUACAAAGACUGAGUGUCCAAAUCGCCCAAGAUGGUGCUCAUCAUGGGUGUCAACUUCCACGGGAGGAAGUUCGUCAAGAAAGCCCUAGAGACAUUCUACGGCCUCGGACCUCAGCUAUCCUCCCGCAUCAUGGCCAAGUACACGAUCCACCCGCAAGCCCGCUGCGAGUCCGUCGCCCCCAAAGUAAUCACGGCCCUGACCACCGAGCUGUCCACGAUGACGAUAGAAAACGACGCGCGGCGCAUAGUGCAGGACAACAUCAAGCGGCUGCGAGACAUGGGCUCGUACCGAGGACGAAGACAUGCUAUGGGUCUGCCGGUGCGCGGACAGCGGACGAGGAACCAGAUCAUCACGGCUAGGAAGUUCAACUGUCUGGAGAGAGGAGGAACUCAGUCUAAGAUUUAAGGCCGUGCCGCCCUUUAAAAUGAAUCGCAUAGUGGUGGAACUAUUCUUGAUCUCGAGAUCCAGGCUACUACAAUCAUGGAGGCAGCUACAGAGAAAGCCCCUAGAAUAGAGGUCUAUAAUAUACUCCAAGCUACCUACCUAGGUACCUACUGUAAAGGCGGCAAGAAGGAGAGGGGCCUCUUGCUUGCAUAUCAGACUUGGGACAUUAUUCCCUCGCAUAUUCGAGUGUAUAAACACUACAUUCUCAUGAAAUCGACUA
Messenger RNA from Hypoxylon fragiforme, 888 nucleotides. Its product is annotated as ribosomal protein S13. Lineage: Eukaryota; Fungi; Ascomycota; Sordariomycetes; Xylariales; Hypoxylaceae. Gene Ontology annotation, biological process: translation. Gene Ontology annotation, cellular component: ribosome; small ribosomal subunit; mitochondrion. The transcript is spliced from 5 exons. The record is from RefSeq and is a predicted model, not a curated record. Gene Ontology annotation, molecular function: RNA binding; structural constituent of ribosome. The coding region runs from base 255 to 629 and encodes 124 amino acids.